Molecule: messenger RNA, 2839 nt
Organism: Pseudophryne corroboree (corroboree frog)
Lineage: Eukaryota; Metazoa; Chordata; Amphibia; Anura; Myobatrachidae
Product: homeobox protein Mix.2-like
Exons: 3
Coding region: 1-1071 (356 amino acids)
Biological process (GO): regulation of DNA-templated transcription; hematopoietic progenitor cell differentiation; endoderm development
Molecular function (GO): DNA binding; DNA-binding transcription activator activity, RNA polymerase II-specific
Source: RefSeq, a predicted model, not a curated record
AUGGCAGGAUACCCCCAAGACUCCGAGGACUAUUACCCAGCUUACCUCUCCAGCCCCAGUGAGAUCAGCUUCAGUGAGUCCCAGGCCCAGUACAUGUCCCCCCCGUCACAGCAGGACAGUGCAAAAGAAGAGCUGAAGGAACAGACAACCACGGACCUCGACAUUGUCCAAGUGACAGUGCCCAAAAAGAAUGUGAAGCGCAGGAAGCAGGUGGCAGCCACUGCGCCCUCUGUCCUAGAACAUGCCGCUAUAUCUCAGCGCCGGAAGAGGACCGUGUACAACCAGGACCAGCUGGACAUCCUAGAAGAGUUCUUUCAAAGCAACAUGUACCCAGAUAUCCACCAUCGAGAGGAGCUGGCCAGGCGUAUCUAUAUUCCGGAAUCCAGGAUUCAGGUCUGGUUCCAAAACAGGAGAGGUAAAGCCAGGCGUGAGAAGAGAAAGUCCAGCAAUUUUGAUGCUUGUUACCCCAACAUGCGGCAGCCGGCCCACAGUAUAUAUCCACUGCCGCAGACCCCAAACGACUCACUGACUGUAUCUGAGCAGCACGAGAUCAUGGUGUCGCAGCAGCAGCAGGAUCAAGCAAUGUGGAAGCUGCAGCCGGAGAUGUUCCAGCAGCCUCCAGAUUCCUUCCCCUACCCUCAGUAUCCCAGCAAGAUGUCCAGCAGGGAGGGGUUCCUGGCGCACCAGGCCUCACACACCAGCUAUUACCAUGGUACUCAUUCAGCCAACCAGCAGCACUUGUACAAAGGCAUGGCUUCCAUGGUCACAGUCAAAGCGGAGAACCUGAGCGGUAGACACCACCAGAUGACCACGCAGUCUAACUGCAUGAUGGACUUUAACGCUUUCCCACCGAACAAGACCGUGACACCAGGCAUGAACGUCAACAUCCCAGCAAUCCCCAGAAGCCAUAAUGGAGUGAAUUCCUUUGCAAGUCAAGGUCCAUACCAGAGGUCCACCAUGCAUGGUGACUUUUACAAGCAAAGGUCUGCUGAUUCCGCUGUUAGCGACACAUCCACGGCCUCGGGAUCUAGUGGUAAAGAAAGCAUCUCCUCUGUCCUCUCUAAUUUGUAAAUUGUCAAACAAUCCCCAGGUUCAAGAGCAAACAAAGGGAAAUGUUUUUUAGUGGUACGAGCCUGCAGCUACUGUAGACAAUGCAGGUGUUGUCUUCAUCCUCAAACGUUGGACCAGAACCUUUCUGUGGUUGCAUCAUAACAGAAACACCCCUGUGGAGAACUCUAUCUUCAUUCACUAGGAGAAGAAACUUUGGAGAACCAAACUCUGAGCCACAGGUUCUUCCAUCCCGUGAUGCUGCAUUGUACAAUAUUGUCUCCUAGAGCAUGCAGUCAGGGGAGGGUCUACUUCAUAUUGGAAUUACAAGGAUAUAAGGUUCCAGUGCAAUGGACACUAAAGCAGCACCUGAAAGAGUGUCUUAAAUACCGAUGCUUAUUGCCCUCCAAUUCUUAUGUUAUUCUAUGUACUUUUCUACAAAGCAUCUGUUCUACCAAAACUCUCUUCCCAAUUUUUUAUGAAAGAAGAGAAUUCGAGUUUACAAAAGUUGCAUAUACUGUACUGGACCUGAUUCUAAGCUGGAAGUAAAGCAAAAAGAAGCAAAUAACUUUACACCUGGACAAACCAUGCUGCAAUACAGGGAAGGAAGGGGGUUACAUGUGUUAUUUUUAUUAUUUGGCAUAUCACUAUAGGCAUUAAGUAGCAUUAAGAAUUGCAGACUACAUGGGAAUGACGCCGGUUGUGCUCUAUUUAUUAAAGGGUACAAAGUGCGAAUCCUACAUUAACAUUGCUACCAUGACAAAUGAUGCUUUGCAUGUUCCCUUUUAUGAGUUAAGUAGUAUUUCGGGUUUUUUUCUAAUCUCCUUUACCUUGUCAUAGGAUUCCUUAGUUAAAUCGGGAUCAGUAUGAUUUACCUACAAUCAAAAUUCCGACGGUCAAAAUACCAACAUGGUCAAAAUACCGGCAUUUAAAAUGUUGACACAGUCAAAAUACCGACAUUUAAGAUGUUGACAGGACAAAAAGUAGACACAAGUUUAAAAAAAAAAAAUUGGUGUGUUUGUUGACAUAUGUCGACAUGGACACGUAUAAGUGUACAGCGUCCCCACGCCGUUCUUUGGCACACUAUUAUAUUCCCCCUCCAUUUCCACCGGGAUGGUAAAGUAUGAACAAGUCGGUUUCAAUAAAAAAAAUCAUGUCGAGUUUUUGACCUGUUGACAUUUUAAAUGUCGGUAUUUUGACCAUGUCGACAUUUUUAAUGUCGGAAUUUUGACCAUGACGGUAUUUUGCCCUUGUCGGUAUUUUGACCAUCGGGAUUUGGGGCCUAAUUCAGACUUGUGGCCGCCUAUAGGGGAAUGUAGUUUUGCUAUGCAAGUGUGCGAUCGCUUGUGCAGCCGAGCGUUACAAAAAAAGUUUUGUGCAGUUUCUGAGUUGCCCAGAACUUACUCAGCCACUGUGAUCACUUCAGCCUGUCCGGGCCCGGAACUGACGUCAGACAUCCACCCUGCAAACGCUUGGACACGCCUGCGUUUUUCCAAACACUCCCAGAAAACGGUCAGUUGCCACCCACAAACACCUUCUUCCUGUCAAUCUCCUUGUGAACGGCUGUGCGAAUGGAUUCUUCGUAAAACCCAUCGCUGAGUGUCAAUCCGCUUUGUACCUGUGCGAUGCGUCUGCGUAUUGCGGUGCAUACGCAUGCACAGUUCUGACCUGAUUGCAGCACAGCGAAAAAAGCUAGCGAGUGAUCAGGUCUGAAUGACCCCCUUUGAGUGUAGGUAAAUUGACUGCAUCCUGUGAAAUCAACCUGAUUAUUUCCACUUUUAUGUCAUUUUUA